Aureobasidium musti is the source of this 9630-nucleotide messenger RNA. Lineage: Eukaryota; Fungi; Ascomycota; Dothideomycetes; Dothideales; Saccotheciaceae. The record is from the annotation of a GenBank genome assembly.
AUGUUGGAAGGUCUCGUCUCGAACCUGCUCAACAGGUUCUUGGGCAUGUAUGUCCAGAACUUUGACCCAAAGCAGCUCAACGUUGGCAUCUGGUCUGGCGAUGUCAAGCUACGCGACCUCGAGCUUCGCCGAGAAGCCCUCGACCAACUUCACCUUCCCAUCAACGUCGUCGAAGGCCACCUAGGCUCUUUGACCCUCUCGAUCCCAUGGUCCAACCUUCGAGGCAAGCCUGUACAAGUCAAGAUCGAAGAUGUAUAUCUGCUGGCCGCUCCGAGAGAAGAUCAGGACUACAACCCCGAAGACCAAGACAAGCGCGACCAUGCUGUCAAGAUGGAAAAGCUCGACAGCGCAGAGCUGCUCAAAGAAAGAAGCGCAGAAGGCAUGAGCCAAGAAGAGCAACAGAAGAACCAAAGUUUUACGGCCAGUUUGGUUACUGCUAUUGUCGACAACUUGCAGAUUUCAGUGAAGAAUGUACACAUUCGAUAUGAAGACUCCAUCUCGGAUCCCGGCCAUCCUUUUGCUGCUGGUCUCACGUUGCAAGAGUUGAGUGCCGUAAGUACGGACGAGAAUUGGAAGCCUACCUUUAUCCAGAGCACUUCCGCAGGCUCGACCCACAAACUUGCCACUCUUGGUGCCCUCGCUAUCUACUGGGAUACGGAUGCUAAGCUCCUGGGCUCUGGCAAGGGUUCACAGACUGCAGAAGAGCAAGGAAUAGACCACAAUACAAUCAUGGACAAGUUCAAAGACAUGAUUGCAAAGAAGGACGACACCGAUUUUGGCGCGCACCAAUACAUAUUGAAGCCAGUAACUGGUCGUGCAGGCCUCGAAAUUGACAAGACCGGAAAGCUUGACCGUCCCAAGAUGAAGGCUCGCCUCUUGUUCAAUGAACUUGGCUUUGUCAUCGACGACGAUCAGUAUCGUGAUGCCCUCAUGUUAGUGGAUUUGUUCCAUUACUUUAUCCGUCACCAGGAGUACCGCAAGUUCCAACCCAAAUCGUCUCCUAAAGAAGAUCCGCGAGCCUGGCUUCGAUUCGCAACCAAGUCCGUGCAUGACAAGAUCCAUGAGCGUAACCGCCGAUGGACUUGGGCUUACUUCAAGGAACGUCGUGAUGAUCGCGUCAAAUACAUCAGUCUUUUCAAAAAGAAAAAGAAGGAGGAAAAGCUUACUCCAGAGGAAACAACCGAAUUGGAUCAACUUGAACGCAAGCUGAACUACGAAGAUCUUCGAUUCUGGAGAUCCCUUGCUCGUAACCAGCUGCGGAAGGAAAACGUUGGUGUCAAGAAGGCUCCACAAAAGCAGACGUGGUCCUCUUGGGUUUGGGGAAGUAAGAAGACUGAGGAGCAUCCUGGUGAUGAGACCCAGUUGACGGAAGAACAACGCAAGGAGUUGUACGAUGCGAUCGACUUUGACGAAAAGAAGCAAAUUGCCGACGCUGUGGACAUGCCAAAAGAAGCCAUUAAACUUCAGGUAGACAUGAGCCUUCGAGAAGGUAGCUUCACUCUCAAGCGCGAUCCUCAUGGAAAGGCUACAGAAAUGCUUCAGCUCGUCUUCCAAGGAUUCGAUACCAAAUUCCUGCAGCGUACUGAUUCUAUGCUUGCUGAAGUCAGUCUCGAGACUAUGAAGCUCUUUGAUGGCACAACCGAAGGAAAUCUAUUUCCUCAGAUGCUCAACAUCAAGAACUUGAUUCCAGACGACAAACGAAUUGAGGAAGUCAAGGAUGACGAUGCUGCAGGUGUGGACGAGGAAGAUGAGCCACCUCUGGACCCCUUCUUUGCUUUGACUUUCGAGAACAAUCCGCUCGAUGGCCAUGCCGAUACUGAUCUGACUGUCAAACUCAAAGCCAUGGAGUUUGUAUACAACCCGAAGUUCGUUGUUGAAGUUGCCAACUUUUUCAAACCUCCGGAGCGUCACAUGGAGUCGAUUGGCGCACUCAUGGAAUCUGCUAGUGCUACCGUCGAAGGCUUGAGACAGCAGACUCGUGCAGGUCUUGAGUAUGCUCUUCAAGAGCACAAGACUAUUGACGCCAAACUCGACCUACAGGCCCCUCUAAUCAUCAUUCCCGACUCUGUCACCAAGAAAGAAUCCCUCUGCAUGAUUCUCGAUGCUGGUUAUAUUAGUGUACGAAGCGAACUGAUUGACAAAGACACUUUGAACGAAGUGCAGUCAAAGCAAAAGCAACAAUACACUGAAGAGGAUUACAAACGUCUAGAACAAUUGAUGUACGACAAAUUCCUUGUCAAACUACAAUCAACACAGCUUUUGCUUGGACCAUCCAUCGAGGAGACGAAGAAGCAACUUGACGAAAAUAAUACAUCAAGACAUCUGCACGUGGUCGAUCGAAUCAAUAUCGAUUUUACAGUAGAGACAUGCAUCGUUCCCAAGGCUCCUGGUCUGACCAAGUUCAGAAUUGGAGGUCAUCUACCUGUGCUGCAUGCUUCCAUCUCAGACUCCAAGUACAAGAGUCUGAUGAAGUUGAUCGAUGUGGCUAUACCCAAAUUCGGCACGGACGAGGACAAUGCGCAAAAGCCUGCCCAAGCCGUACAGAGACACACUCAGCGGCCUAGACAAAAGAGUAUCGUUGAUACAGAUGUCAUAGGAAAACCACGCUCCAAAUCCUUCCAGUUCUCCGCUCAGAAACAUGAACUUGUCAUGGAAGAAGAAACUGAUAAUGAAGACGAGGAAUUCAAGGACGCCAAACAGACUACCAAGGAGCCGACAAAGGAUAUCAACCAACGCAAUUUCGAAUUCAAAUUCAAAGUCGACAAGCUUCAAGGUUCGCUGUAUCGUUCCGACCCCGAUGGCAAGAAGCAGGAUCAACUGCUUGUUGACCUCGUCGCUGAAAACUUUGAUCUACUCUUCUAUCAGCGUCAGUUCGACAUGGUGGCAGAAGUCAGUCUACGUACUCUGGCUGUAGAAGACCAUGUCGAGGAGAAUCCUUCUCCCGAAUUCAAGAACCUCAUAUCUUCAGAGGAUGACGACACUAAGGAGCAGCAAAACCUCUUUUCGCUCAAGUUCUUCAAGGUCAAUCCUGAGCAUCCAGAAUUCAUGUCAACGUAUGAGGGCAUAGCUACCAAUCUUGAUGUAUCUGUGUCGACAAUCAACCUACUCGUGACGCGCAAGACGCUUUUGACUUUGCUUGACUUUGUCAUGGUCACAUUCACCAACCCAGGAGAGCCUCAAGCAGAUCAACCACAAACGAUUGAAUCAACUGAGGCCGAGGAAAGCAGCGCACCACCCGCAGGAGAUAAGAUUCGUAUCAAAGCCCAACUGAAGCGUAUUGCCAUCAUCCUCAAUAAUGAUGGUAUCCGUCUAGCCACUUUGAGUUUGACAUCCGCCGAAGUUGGCAUCUUCUUGAUGGGCAAGACCAUGAGAGUUGGGGCCAGACUUGGCAACCUUUCCCUUCUCGACGACGUCAACCAAGGUGUUUCCGAGAAAUCAUCUCUUCGCCAAUUGGUUUCUAUUCAGGGUGAUGAGCUUGCUGAUUUCCGCUACGAAACUUUCGACGCAACAUCAGAAGCAUACCCUGGAUACGACACUUCCAUUUACCUUAGAUCUGGUUCAUUGAAGGUAAACUUUGUUACUGAACCGUUCCGCAAAAUUAUGGAAUUCGGUGUCAAGUUUGGCAAGAUGCAGGCCAUCAUGAAUGCUGCCAGACAGGCUGCUGCAAACCAGGCUACUAACAUACAAGAGCGUGCUAGCAAGAUGCACUUUGAUAUUCGCAUCAAGACACCAAUUGUUGCUUUCCCUCGAAUGGUCAUUACCGAUUCUCCCGAGCGUGACGUCCUCACAGCAUACUUGGGAGAGCUCUAUGCCAGCAAUGAGUUCCUUCCCUUGGACGACUCCAAAGACUCUGACACCGCCAACAAGUUGACAGCUGGUGUUCACAAUACUCGAUUGACCUCCACAUUCAACUACCUCAACGAUCAAGUCGAGGAACUCGAUCUCAUCGACAAAGUCGAUCUCGACUUCAGGAUCACCAGUGCAGAGCACAAGCCCGGGUACAAGCGACCAGAUACAGAGAUCGAAGGCAGUAUGUCGAAUGUCAACCUUCGCAUCACCGAGGCUCAGCUCAAGUUCAUCCUUGAACUCUCUCGCUCAAUCCCCGAGGCUUUUGCUACUGAUCCGGAUGACGAGAUCGAAGAGCAUGUCAAGGAAGAGUUGCCGGCGACUACAGUUCAAGAUGCCAAGUCAAUUAGUGGCGACUCGGACGACAAGCGAGAAGAACAACCUCAGUCUCCUACUCACCUUGGUCCUGAGAUUGGAGCAGACGACGAUACUUGGACCAAGCUUGAUCUUGUGUUCAAAGUUGGUACUGUUGGUCUCGAACUCAUAUCAAGUAAACCCACGAAGCCCGUUGGAGAUCUUGCAGCGUCUAGUCUGUCAAAAUUCUCGCUCAACGAGACUCAUGUCAAGCUACGCAUGGUCAGCGACGGGUCACUCGAGUCAGAGCUUUUGGUUCAAUCCUUCACCAUAACCGACACUCGUACACAUGAGAAGAACAAGUUUAGGAAGAUCAUGUCACUCAUCAACACCGACGUCAAGCAACAAUUUAUGGCCAGCGUCUCCAUAUCUGGGGGUAAGGAGCGCAAUCUUAUUGCUCUCUUGACCAUUGAUAGUCCGAGAAUCAUCUUGGCACUAGAUUACCUCUUUGCAGUUCAGCACUUCGUCAAUGCUGGUCUAGCUACAGACGAGCCUCUCAUCAUCACAGACGAAGAGGAAUCGUCGGUUGGCGAAGAAGAUGCAGUCAGCAUGUCUACCAGUACUGAACUUGUGGGUGCACAACAGCCCGAAGCCAAGCCUACCGAGGAUACAAACCCCAUGAGCGUGUCGUUCCGUGUCAACAUUGUUGACGCUCAAAUCAUCCUUAUCGCGAACCCUGCCAUUACCAACUCCGAAGCCAUCGUGCUUGGCAGCAAGCAAAUCCUUGUAUCUCAGCAACACGUCACAGCCGUCCAAGUUGACAAGCUAGGCAUGUUCCUCUGCCGUAUGGACAAGUUUGAGACUAGUCAACUUCGAAUUCUUGAUGACUUCAGCGUCCAAACUUCAGUGGAUAUGCGCUCUGAGAACAAGCAAGCUCAAUUGAUGAGUAUCAUGGUCGAGAUCGAGCCAUUGGUACUGCGCUUGUCCCUUCGUGAUAUCCUCUUGGCCAUGCAAAUUGUCAACAAAGCUUCUGCAAUGUCUGCGAAUGACGAUCACGAACUUGCUAAGGAAGGUCCCUCCAAAAUUGAUCAGCUCAAAGCUCCAUCCAACAGGCCCAAGACUGGUAGAGCGCCAUCUUCGGCACAAAAGCCUAGAGCCAAUACUAUUGCCACGAAGAAAUCGCAUGCCACCACUGCACCUAAGGCACCAGCUGAACCUCAGGGCUCAGCGAUGCUGAAGCGUGAAGAGAUGAAAGUCAAUCUCCAAGGUAUCCGAGUGGUCCUCAUUGGCGACCUUCAUGAGUUGCCGAUGCUCGACUGGAGCGUCAAAAAUUUCGCUGUAGAGGUUCGCGACUGGAGUGGCGCCAUGACGGCAGACACUAGCAUCGAGACAUUCUUCAACGUGUAUAACUUCUCCAAGUCUGCUUGGGAGCCUCUGGUCGAGCCAUGGUCGCUUGGCUUCCACAUGGCAAAGAGUCUGAAUCCCGAUAAGCUGGCGGUCGAACUUUAUUCGCGCAAAUCAUUGGAGCUUACCAUGACUUCUUCCACGAUUGCAUUGGCAUCCAAGUCGGCCCAGUUCUUGUCUAACGACGAGGAUAUCCUUUCGAAACCACGUGGAUCCGAUGCUCCUUAUCGCAUUCGUAACCAGACUGGCUUCGAUCUCAAUGUAUGGGCUCAGACAGAAAACGAUCAAGAAGGUGCCGCAGAAAAGCUGAGUGAUGGAGAAGAGGCUCCUUGGAGAUUCGAAGAUCCGAGUACUACCAGAGAGACGCUAUCACCAGAAGGUGCUACCGGCGUCGUUGGCAUCAAGCUUGAGGGCAGUGGCUUCGAUAGUAUCGAGCGUAUACCCGUCAGUCGCGAGGGCGAGACUCUCUACAAUCUCAAGCCACGCAAAGACAAGGUGCAACACCGCAUUCUGGUUGACGUCAAGCUCGGAGCAGACAACGUCAAAUACAUCACUUUCCGUUCACCUCUGCUGGUAGAGAACAACACUCAAAUCCCCAUUGAAGUUGGUGUCUAUAGUCCAGACGAGGGCAACUUGCUCAAGAUCGAGAAGGUCGCACCUGGUGAUGCACGAUCGGCUCCUGUAGGUGCCGCCUUCAUGCAUUCUCUGGUCAUUCGUCCGGAUCAAGGAUUCGGUUACACUUGGUCGAAUGAGCGCUUGUUCUGGAAAGACUUGCUUAAGCGUCCUACGCGUACAAUCACUUGUCAGGGAGAGCAACAAGACUCAUCUCCGCCUUUCUACUUCCAGAUGCAGGCUGUAUACGACAAGAACAACCCCAUCUCUGCCACCUAUCCUUACAUGCGCAUUCGUCUUUCUGCGCCCGUCGAAAUCCAGAACUUGCUGCCAUUCGACUUCAAGUACCGCAUCUACGACAAGAACACCAAGAAGGACUGGACCAACUUCUUGCGCAAGGGAGGUGUCAGCCCUGUGCAUGUCGUUGAGCUCUCACACCUACUUUUGAUGAGUGUGGACAUGCAAGAUACACCAUUCAAGCAAAGUGAAUUUGCUAUCAUCAACUCUACAGGGCGCGAUGACUUCCGUCGCGAAAAGACGCUCGUCGUGAAGGACAACCAGGAUCUGACCCUUAGACUCAAGUUGCACUACUACAACGUCCCUGAUAGUGGAGGUGCCUUCAAGAUCACGGUCUACAGUCCCUAUGUCGUUCUCAACAGAACAGGCUUAGGGCUUGACAUCAGGAGCAAGACCUACUUUGGCGCUGCCAAGUCUGCAGCGGGACAAACUACAUUCAGCAAUUCAGACGAAGCACGAAAGCCCGUCCCAUUCAUGUUCUCCUAUCCCACCGACGAUCAAAAGAACCGUGCACUCAUCAAGGUUGAUGGUUCUGGUUGGAGCAAGCCAGUCAGUUUUGAGGCCAUCGGGUCAACUACUGAUGUCACUGUCGCUGCAGAGUCUGGUCGAUCAGAAAUGCACGUUGGUCUGACGGUUGAGGAAGGCGAAGGCAAAUACAAGUUGACAAAGGUUAUCACUAUCGCUCCUCGGUUCGUGGUCCGCAACAAGCUCGGUGAGGAUCUCAACAUCAGGGAGCCUGGCUCGUCUGAUGUCACAACCUUGAAGCCGCAAGACCUUCAUCCUCUGCGCUUCUUGAGACAGUCGAGCGGACAGCAACUGUGUCUUUGCUUCCCAGGCGUAAACAACAAUUGGUCGUCUCCAUUCAACAUUGCCAAUGUUGGCAGUGUCCACGUCAAAUUGGCAAAGGCUGGCGAAAGACAAAAGCUUAUUCGAGUGGAGAUUCUCAUGGAGAAUGCUACGAUUUUCCUGCACAUUAGUCACGAGACCAAGCACUGGCCCUUCUCUAUUCGCAACGAGAGUGAUGUCGAAUUCAUCUUCUGGCAGGCAAACCCUAACGUUGAUGAAGACGAGGACGAGCGCACUUCUGGUUGGAAGCCCAUCCGAUACAGAUUGCCACCCAGGAGUAUCAUGCCAUACGCUUGGGACUACCCUGCCACCAAGAACAAGAAUCUUGUGUUGAACGCAAAGGGCAAGGAGAGACACGUCAAGCUUGCAGAAAUUGGUAACCUCAUCCCAAUGAGACUGCCUGCAGCCGAAGGCACCAAUCGACAAAAGAUCAUCGAUCUCAAUGUCGCUGCCGAUGGUCCCACUCAGACUCUCGUCUUGUCAAACUACAAGCCAUCGAAGAGUUUGUACAAGCAAAAGGCUGGCUCGGCUUCUCAGUCGAAUUCGACUGGUUUCGAGGUCAAAGACUUGGACGAUCAUGUCACUAUGAGCGCUCAAAUUAGAUUCGCUGGUUUGGGAAUCUCCCUCAUCAACCGCCAGCUCAAGGAGCUUGUCUAUGUCACCUUGCGAGACAUUGACUUGUCCUACAAGGACUCGCCCCUAUAUCAAACCAUUUCCUCCACCAUCAAAUGGAUUCAGGUCGAUAAUCAGCUCUAUGGUGGUAUCUUCCCACUGAUAUUCUAUCCCAGUGUGGUUCCGAAGACUGGAAAGGAGAUGGAAGCUCAUCCCAUCUUUAAGGCCGCGAUCACACGGGUCAAGGAUGACUCCUAUGGUGUGCUGUAUAUCAAGUACUUUACAUUCUUGAUGCAACAGAUGACCAUCGAAAUUGACGAAGACUUCAUCUUUGCAAUGCUCGACUUCACAAAGAUUCCAGGCGCUUCUUGGUCCGAAGAAAAGGAAGGUCAACUUUGUGACGAGAACCUUGACAUUCCUGAACCUAAACAAGAAGAGGGUGGUCAAGAUAUUUACUUUGAGCUGUUGCACCUGCAGCCCAUGCAGUUCGAUCUGUCCUUCGUCAGAACCGAACGCAUCAAUGCAGAGGAUACUGGAAGCUCAUCAUCCAACCCCUUCAUGUUUGCUGUCAAUGUUCUUACAAUGUCCAUUGGCAAUGUCAACGAUGCACCCAUUCGUUACAACGCACUCAUGCUCGAGAACGCCCGAGUGUCUGUUGGUGCCUUGAUCGCUGCAAUCCAGAGCCACUAUGUCCAAGAAUCUCUUCGUCAAGUUCAUAUUGUUCUUGGCUCGGCAGAUUUCUUGGGUAACCCGGUUGGCCUUUUCAACAACAUCAGUUCUGGUGUUGCAGACAUCUUCUACGAACCUUACCAAGGUCUUGUCAUGACUGAUAGACCACAAGAUCUUGGUAUCGGCAUCGCAAAGGGUGCCAGUAGUUUCGUCAAGAAGAGUGUUUUCGGCUUCUCGGACAGUAUGGCCAAGUUCACAGGCAGCAUCAGCAAAGGUCUUGCAGCCGCAUCCAUGGACAAGGAGUUCCAAGACCAGCGCCGCAUGUCUCGUUCUCGUAACCGACCAAAGCAUGCCUUGUAUGGUAUCACAUCCGGAGGUAAUGCCUUCGCGAACAGCAUGGCAAGCGGCAUUGGUGGUCUUGCCAGACAUCCAUUGCAGGGCGCUGAAAAGGAAGGUGCUCUUGGAUUUGUCAAGGGUGUAGGAAAGGGUUUCCUUGGUCUAGCCACCAAGCCCGCCAUUGGAGCAUUCGACUUGGCGUCUAACAUGGCCGAGGGUGUUCGUAACACUACAACAGUAUUCGAUCAAGAAGGUCUUGACCGUGUGCGUUUGACACGAUUCAUUGGACAAGAUGGCAUUGUUCGACCUUACAGUCAACGUGAAGCUUUGGGUCAAUUCUGGCUCAAGACUUUGGACAAUGGCAAGUAUUUCCAUGAGGAUUACAUCGCACACAUGGAGUUGUCUUCAGGAAGUGGAUCACAAUCAACUCAGGCACGCACCAAGACGACAAGCGCCGAAAGUCCACGCAUGGUCAUGCUCACCUACAAUGGCAUCAUGUUGGUACAGACCAAGAAACUUGUGACAGAAUGGGAUGUGCCCCUCAAGGAUAUCCAAACCAUCACCAAGGAGCGCACAGGCAUGAGCAUUGUGCUCAAAGGAGGACAUAAUGGACCAUUCAUUCCAGUCGCAGAUGAGCAAAGUCGAAACUGGCUAUAUAGACAGGUGGCAGUGGCGGUCAACGCGUACAAUGACCGAUACAACGCUAAGGGGUAA